ACAUUAUUUAUUUACUUUAUUCCAUUUCCACUGAGAACCAAAAAAGGUUUUUUUCCAGAAAAACAUAUCAUUGGUGAUGAAAAUGUUCAAAUUGUGUCGUAAUAUUCUUAUAAAUGGAUCAAAAUUUCGAAUUUUACCAACAUCAAAUUUGGGAAUAUCAAUUAAUUCUGACAGAAUUCAUCAAACAUUCAAUUCAUCGUUUAUGACGACCAUUCGACGACAAACUUUUUGUGCUGAAUCGCAUCAUCAUCAAUCAAAAAGUGAACAAACACUGUUGCAUGAAUUACCGAAUGUUUCCACUAUUGAUAAUGUGGCAGAAUUUCCGGGUGCUAAAUCAAAAUUCGUAACCGAUCUUCAUUUUUUUGAUCCGGAUGAUUUUGAAAACAUUCCAGUUUAUCGUGUUAUGAAUCGCAAUGGCCAAGUAUUGGAUGAGAAACAAGAUCCAAAUCUUGAUAAAGAACUCAUGACCAAAAUCUAUAAAGGAAUGACCAUUUUGAAUUCAAUGGAUCGUGUCCUCUAUGAAUCACAACGACAAGGUCGAAUAUCAUUCUAUAUGACCAAUUAUGGUGAAGAAGGAACACAUUUUGGUUCGGCUGCUGCAAUUUCAAAUGAUGAUUUAGCUUUUGGCCAAUAUCGUGAAGCAGGCGUAUUGAUUUGGAGAGGAUUUGAAAUCGAUAAACUAAUGGCACAAUGUUAUGGAAAUAGUGAAGAUUUACAUAAAGGACGAUCAAUGCCUGUUCAUUAUGGAACAAAAGAUCAUUGUUUUGUAUCGAUAUCAUCACCAUUAUCAACACAGAUGCCACAAGCAGUUGGUGCUGCAUAUGCAUUCAAACGACAAAAUCAACAACGAAUUGUCAUUUGUUACUUUGGUGAAGGUGCUGCAUCUGAAGGUGAUUUUCAUGCUGCAAUGAAUUUUGCCGCUACAUUAUCAGCGCCGGUUAUAUUUUUUUGCCGAAAUAAUGGUUAUGCAAUAUCGACACCAACACACGAGCAAUAUCGUGGUGAUGGUAUUGUUUGUCGUGGACCUGCUUACGGUAUACCAUCGAUUCGUGUUGAUGGUAAUGAUGUUUUAGCUGUUUAUAAUGCAACAUUAGCAGCGAAAAAAAUCUGCUUGGAACAAUCACGACCAGUACUAAUCGAAGCAAUGACAUAUCGUAUUGGUCAUCAUUCAACAUCGGAUGAUUCAAGUGCUUAUAGAAGUGUUGAUGAAGUUAGAAGUUGGGAUGAAAAAGAUCACCCGAUAACUCGAUUUCGUAAAUAUCUUGAACAAAAACAAUGGUGGGAUGAUGAUUUGGAGAAAAGUUGGAAAAAUGAAUCCAAACGCCUGGUGAUGACGGCAUUUGUCAAGGCAGAAAAAUUACCUAAACCAAAUUAUAUGGAAAUGUUUGAAGAUGUUUAUGAUAAAAUGCCCGAAUCACUAAUAGAACAAGCUCAAGAACUUAAACAGCAUCUUAAAAUGUAUGGUGGCAAUUACCCUAUUUCUAACUUCAAACAAGAUUGAUUCUAUUAUCAUAAUAAUUGUAAUGUAAAUUCAAUUUUUUCUGUUUAAAAUAAAUAAACAAUAAGAAUAACACACAAAAA
Molecule: messenger RNA, 1581 nt
Organism: Dermatophagoides pteronyssinus (European house dust mite)
Lineage: Eukaryota; Metazoa; Arthropoda; Arachnida; Sarcoptiformes; Pyroglyphidae
Gene: BckdhA
Product: Branched chain keto acid dehydrogenase E1 subunit alpha
Biological process (GO): branched-chain amino acid catabolic process
Cellular component (GO): oxoglutarate dehydrogenase complex
Molecular function (GO): oxidoreductase activity, acting on the aldehyde or oxo group of donors, disulfide as acceptor
Source: RefSeq, a predicted model, not a curated record